AGUUGCAUCUCAACUUAAUUUGGAAAAACUACACUACUAUUUAUUUCUUACAAGAUGGUUUAAGGAUCCUAAUGAUCAAAACAUUAUGAAAAUGUACCAAGUGUUUUAUAAUUUGGUAGGAUCAAGUUCAAAUCAAAAUGUUAAUAAUGGAAAUUCUCCAGAAACUAAUGAUGAUGAUUAUGAAUAUCUUUUAAAUUAG
This is a messenger RNA of Funneliformis geosporum, 199 nucleotides long. The record is from the annotation of a GenBank genome assembly. Lineage: Eukaryota; Fungi; Glomeromycota; Glomeromycetes; Glomerales; Glomeraceae.